AUGCUGCCACCCCUCAGCACACUACCCCUACCCUCUGCACCCCCUGGUCGCCUUGUGCCAGUAGAUCCGGACUUUGAUGAGGGCCAGCAGGAGAGGACUCAAGUCCACUCCUGGACCCACGCACAGAAGCCCCUUUCAGCUGCCGGCUGCAGGCUGGGACCACGCGGGGGGCGGAGGCGCCCAGACCCGACUGCGGAGGCGAGGUGCCGCAGAAGCCCGCGCGCGCCACUUGGGUCCCCGGCAGCAUGCGACGCAGAUGUGUCCCCGACCCGCCUGCGCAUCGCCGCCCCCAGAAGCCUCAGACGCCCCGCGCUCUCUGCCCCCGCCGUCCUCGCCUACCUUCGGUCGCCUCUCCGCUGCGCCCGCACAGCCUGCCGCCCGCCUCCGGCGCUCUGCAAAGCGAAGGUGGACGCUUUGUUAGGGCGCGACGCGACUCGAGGGGGCCACGGCGCGCGUCCCCCACCCCCGCCCGCCCCCGCCGGCGCAGUCCGCGCCUCCACGACCCGCCCCUCCUCCGCCCCCGCAGCCGCCCCCUCCCCGCCCGGUCCCCGGGGAGCGUCCCGACCCGGCCGCCCGCCAGGCCACCCGCUUCCUCGCGGCCGCUCCCCGCGCCUGGCCCGCGGAGACCGCUCCCGCCCUGGCCCCGAAGGAACUGCCCUGCCCGUCCCGUGCCGGGUACGUGCCAGGCGCACAGAGCCCCACCGACGACGCGAGGGCAGGGCCAGGCCUCCGCGCACCCCCAGGCCGCGGGGGCCGGGGUCCCGGAAGCGGGCUGCACGCUCACCGCGCGUCCCGGGGCUCAGGCGCCGGUGCCCGCCGCGGGGACCAUGGCCGCGGGCGCACUCAGGGCUCGCACGCGCCGGCUGCGGCAGCGGGACAGCCGCGCCCUGCGCGCUCGGCUCCGGGCUGUGCCACGGCGCCCCGGAGCUUCGGACGCCGGUUUGGAAGGGCCAGGCCCGCGCGGAGAGGAGGAGCCAGGGCGGCGCCGGCCGGGGCGCGGCUCCUCCUCCCCGACCCGGGCCUCCGGGACUGCGGGGGGCGGAGCGCCUGGCGCCUCCGGGGCCUCGCUGGGUCUGCGCCCCUCACCUUGAUCGGGACUGCGCCCUGGUCCCAACUGCUCGGGGUCGCGGAACCCGGAGGAGCCUGGUCCGAUCUUGUCUGCUGCUGGGAAGGUCGCCGUGGAGAUUUGAACUUGGAAAAGACAGGACUCCAGGGGGUGUAGGCGGAGACCAGCGCCCCGAGGUCGCUGCCGCACAGCGGCCGGCGCAUCCACCUUUCCUCCCCGGGCCCGCUCGCCUCCCUUUUCUCCCAGACGCGCCCUCGCACACGCCCGGCACACCCCGCGGCGCCCCGGACAGCCGGGGGCCACUUCUAGGUGUGGAGGAAGGGCCCGCCUCCAGCCAGCGGUACUUUAAGUUUGUCUGCCUCCGAUGCCAUCUCUCAUCUUAUGAAGAGCCUUGUUCUGGGACCCAGGAUCCUUCAAGUAUUUGCAGAUGAUGUUUUUGAGUGGCCUUCUGCUGCAUUUUUCAGUUUUAAACUGGCUUUCUCAGACGAUUAAAAACUCUAAGACGUUAAGUAAAGAGUACUCCAGUGAAGAGAAAGUUACUAUUUCUUCCUGAAAGUAACUUUGUAAUGAUUAAUUUAGUCAGGACAGCAAAAAAAAAAAGGAAGUAAAAGCAAAUUCAGACUUUGUAAA
Messenger RNA from Artibeus jamaicensis (Jamaican fruit-eating bat), 1696 nucleotides. Its product is annotated as collagen alpha-1(I) chain-like. NCBI's taxonomy places the organism in Eukaryota, Metazoa, Chordata, Mammalia, Chiroptera, Phyllostomidae. The record is from RefSeq and is a predicted model, not a curated record. The coding region runs from base 1 to 1497 and encodes 498 amino acids. The transcript is spliced from 4 exons.